This is a messenger RNA of Pelobates cultripes (western spadefoot toad), 9156 nucleotides long. NCBI's taxonomy places the organism in Eukaryota, Metazoa, Chordata, Amphibia, Anura, Pelobatidae. The record is from the annotation of a GenBank genome assembly.
AUGGCCCAAGCCAGUGCCCUGAAACUUAGUCCCUCUCAGCACAUGGCAGCUCACCCCGAAGCUCAGACUGCAGCUGCCUUUGCCUCGUCGGCUACAGUCAGCUACCCGGUAGCCCCCUCCCACCCUGGCUAUACUAGUAGCCGGGACUUUAUCCUCAGGAGGGAGCUGUCCACCUCUGCCAUGUUAGGAGAGCAGCAUCCGGCCAGCAGCUCCCCCCAUCAUCAUCACCACCACCCCCACCACCCACACAGUAUGUUCAUCUCCUCCACUGGCACCUAUGGGCACCCCGAGGGGGGCAGCCACCCUCUCUCUACCGGUCUGCACCACGAGCAAGCGGCCCCAGGAGUCCCCCACCCCCUGAACGGCCAGGUGCGCCUUGGCUUGGCUGGAGAACUUUACGGAAGAGCUGAGCCCUUCAGAGCCGAGCACUAUGCAGCCUCCUCCAUCCACAGCUACAACUCUAUGAACUUAAAUGUCAACCUGGCUGCAGCAGCCGCCCACCCAGCCGCCGCGGGGGCCUUCUUCAGGUACAUGAGGCAGCCCAUCAAGCAGGAGCUAAUCUGCAAAUGGAUCGAUCAGGAGCAGAGCUCCAAGAAACCGUGCUCCAAAACUUUCAGCACCAUGCACGAACUGGUCAAUCAUGUAACGGUGGAGCACGUUGGGGGCCCCGAGCAGAGUAGCCAUGUCUGCUUCUGGGAGGAAUGUCCCAGGGAGGGAAAACCUUUCAAAGCCAAAUACAAACUGGUUAACCACAUCAGAGUGCACACUGGAGAGAAACCUUUCCCAUGCCCCUUUCCUGGAUGUGGCAAGGUCUUUGCUCGCUCUGAAAACUUGAAAAUUCACAAACGAACUCACACAGGUGGGUAUUUAUUUUCACUCCAUCUCUCUCUCUCUCUCCCCCACUCUCUCUCUCUCUCUCCUAGUUCUGCAGACGUCCCCUCACACAUGUGACUGUAUUUCAUGAAUAAGUCAUUUAGUGACAGCACAAGUUUCUACUCCCAAUCGAUUGAUGGAGGAUAUCUCUGCUGAAGGCAAAUACAAAACUGCUUCCAAUUUAUAGUGUGUAUUGAUAGGAUUUUGUUGGUGGAGGGGAAGUUUCCAAGCUAUCACAUCAUAGAUUGAAUGUCAAUGAAAAGGAUUUUGGUGGGAAUGGUCACUCAGAAGGGAGACAAAAGGCUGAAAAGUCCCUUUGAAAUGCAAGAACCAUCACAGUACUGUGCAGCCCAUUCAGGACAUUGCCCUGGGAAUUAGCCACUGUAAAUAUUUACUAUUGGGUGCUACUAGCUCAGUAUAUGCUCUUACAGAUCUGCCACAUGUGUUCUCAUCCUGAUUACAUUAGGUGCACUAGCAUGUAAGCACACAUGUACUUAACACCAUCACAGGUUCUGUUAAGUGUGUGAAACAAACAAAAAAUAAAUAUGUUGUCUCACAUUUCUAGUUCAAUUUGCAUUAUAUUAUAUAAUAUAUCAACCACGUUUGAGUGUAUAUAUAUAUUUAUAUAUAUAUAUACUAGAUAUAUGUAUAGCUUAUUAAUUCCUGAUAUAUGUAUAUAUAUUAAUGUAUUAUUCCUGCUGCAUACUUUUAAUGUAUCAUUCCUGCUAUAUACUUUCAAUGUAUUAUUCCUGCUACAUACGUUUAAGGUAUCAUUCCUGCUAUAUACGUUCAAUGUAUUAUUCCUGCCAUAUACUUUUAAUGGAUUUAUCUAGUUUGGCCAUAAGCUCUUUUUUUAAUUUAUUUUUUUAACUCUGGCCUUUAAUAUUGUAAAAUGCAGUAAUUUUCUAAUGCAAACUACUAAGAAAUAUCUCUUUCUCUAUCUCCCUCUUUUUUAAUUCUGCCUUUACUUCUCACAUGUAGGCCAUGAACCAUAAAUAUUACUAGACACAUCAGUAAAUUCUGCUAGUUGCAAUUUUUGAGAAUUAAUUAGUGGAUUUAGGGGACUGUUCACUGAAAUUAUGUUUUAGUGUUUUUUUUUUAUUUUUUUAUUUUUUUUAUUCCUCAGCAUUUGGUAAUUUACUACAUAUAUAUAUAUAUAUAUAUAUAUAUUUAAAUGUAGCUUUUUAAUCCCAUUAGUUUUCUAACAAUCCUAUUUGUUGCAGUGUUUUUGUGAGUGUUUGCAAAUCAGUCAGUAUUCAUUUUAUGACUUACGUCCUCUUUGGGCUCUCCUAAGAGAGUCAUCCAUACAGUACACGUUUCUGCGGUGGAGAUUAAUGGAUUAGUUUUAUGGCAAAAUACACAUUGUUUGCUCAAUUUGUCUGUAGCGACACAAGUUUAUAUACUAUGCUGUGCAUCAGUCUGAAUAGCCACGGGUAAGGUCUAUGGCUGCCAGUAGGAAGUAUCUGAGGUUAGUGCUGACUAGGUGCCAUUUACUGCUAGAGGUAUAUCAGUUGUUGCCACUAGGGGGUAUGGUUGUGGUUACUAUCGACUGUUUAGUUACUGCUGACAGUAUAUUAGAGUCCAUCAAUGUUAUUGAUGACAAGGUUAGUUAUCACAUUAGGUAUGUCAUUGGCUAGGAGAUGGGGAAUUAUCUGUUUACAUUAAAAUAUAAACCAUAUUUCAAAAACUGAAACUGAUGGAACUGGGGUGCAAAGUUCUAUAUUCACAGCAAUAUCCAUAUAACCUACCGAAAGGUUUAUCCUGGAAGCAAGGCCCUAUGGUUAAAUUAUUGAAUGUUACUUAGACAGCUACUACUGAUAGUAUAUGUGUAUGUACUGAGGAAUCUGUGUUGCUGGCGCUGCUGGGGUUAAAUCAGUGCACACAGACGGUCGUCCUUCACACAUUAUUCUGGGGAUUAAUGUGUUGAUAAUUUGAGUGGCGGCUCCGUGGGUAUGGGUACAGGUAGAUGUGUACUGUGGGUAAAUGCCAUCUAUGAAUGAAUGGGGGUAAUUAAACUGACUUAGUGGUUACUCUCGAAGCGAUAUGUACUACUGGCGUGGGAGCAGCAGUAUAUUUAAUGGGUACUGCUUUAAUUAUAAGCAUACAUUUGCCAACUUAAAAACUUGCAGAGGCUGUGUGGUAGAGUAAAUAAGACUUACCGGUAGUAGAAGUGGGCACAUAUUGAGUACUCUGGAUAUGAAUAACAUUAUGUAUAAAGACACUUAUUUGAAGACCUGACAUGCGCAGGGUUAUUUGCAAAAGGGAACAUUCAAAGUUAAUUGAAGUGAAUUUCAAUUCUAAGGCCAAAGUAGCCGAGUUGAAAGCAUAGCUGGGAUUAAAAUAGCCAAACUUUGGCAAGUUUGAAAUUCACUGUGGAUUCUCACUUCAGUCAAUAACCCUGUUUGGGAAUUUUCCCUCUCCGGCAAUUUUGACCAUUACAUUUAAAUUCACAUUGGAUUUCGUUUGAAUUCUCUCUCUGGAGAAUAAACCUGAUGAAAUGUAAUGCUUAGUGCAUUUUAGAUCUGGCUCCUCAGAAGUAAUCAUUUUAAAUAUGUGAAUUUUCAUAUAUUUGUUCCUUACAAGGGCUCCCUAUUUUUAAUCUACUUUUUUUUUUUUAAUUUAUUUAUAGAGGAUAGACGAUGGAAGAUUAAUAUUUUCUUUGAGUCUUCUAGAAGUCAUAUGGCGAAUGUUCACUUGCAGCUACAAUUCUAGAGAAUUAUUUAAGAUUGGUGCAUGUAUUAAGUAUAUAUUUAACAUUUUGGUUAGAGACUGUUAUUGCUACAUUAGGCUACAUUUGAGUGAUACCAUUUGUGAUAUUUUGUUUGUUAAACUGAUAAUGUGUUUACGCCAUGGCUUAGGCUAUUGGAGCUAUAUAGCUGGCUGGAUAGCUCUGGAAGAGUGUUUGUUCACUAUAUUUUGCUGAGAGAGUUCAUGAAGUCAGAGCACUUGGUCUGUUUCAUUGGAAAGGCUGCAAGGGCUUAUUGUACACACUGAGAUGUAAUAGUGAAUAGCAUAUUAAAUGUAGAGUUCAAAGUAGUGGGGUGUUUUGGUGGCCUGACAGAGAUGCUCUAAAAAGUGAGAAUUUACUAGGGACAGAAGCAUAUCAGUCGAUAGAAUUCGGAUGUUCUGCUGUUAGUAAAUGUGUUAAGGGAAAUGUAUAUAAAUGGCAUACUGGGUGAUAGAGUAAAAUAGCGAGGAGAAUACAGCAUUGAAUAUGUAAACGUUUGCUGAGGGUUAUCAGUGACCUGGCCCCUAAUAAUUAUACAGCAAUGAGCAGAGCUAGUGAUGUAUCAAGGGACAAUUCCUUUACUACUUUAUUGGUAGAAGUGAAGAUUUUAGAAUAGUUGGUUCAAAAAUGCAAGGGGCCAUAGAUCUUUUAGAGAGAAGAGGUGGGUUAUAUGAUUAAGUAGGAGUGACACAGUGAAUGUAUGUCUGAGUAUAGGGAUGGACAUAUUACAGUCACUGGAUGCAUUAGUAAGUAGCAGUGUGUUGAUGGUAUUAGAAGGUGUGACUCACAUAAUCAGUAUAAACGGAGAGUGGAUGCUUUAGUGGAGAGGUUGUAUGUUAGUCAAAAUGGGAAGUGAUUGAGAAAUGGGACUUGUGAACAAAACGUAGGACAUGUAAUACAUGUAUGCAUUUUACCAGCUAAAAUAAGCUACCUGAUUAUAUGGGAGUAUUGUAAGUAAUAUAUAAUAAUGCAUCUGAAUGUCUUAGAGUUGUAGCAAUUAUGUAUUUACAUUGACAUUCUGUCUUUCUGUCUUCGAUUUAUUAUUAUUAUUGAUAUAUUUAUAAUGUAUUAGUAAUGGUGUGUACACACACAGACGAUCUCGGUUAAAUCUGGCUUUUACAAAUGUAUUAAAGUAUUCCCUGGUAUCCAAUAUCUCCCCUAUAUACAAUAUAGCCUAUAAAUGCCCAUUUUAGUCUACUGAGUCAUUUAAUGUCCCCAACAUCAGCUCAGUUAGAUAAUUUUCCCAAACACUUCCAUAGCCAGUUAAUGGGCACAACACGCCCCCAGGUAAUCAGUGCCAAUUCUUUCUGAACAUUAAUAUCCUCAAUUUCUUUAAUCGGGCAAUCUUCCUUCGUUCCCCCAACCAAUUAAAGCUCUCUCCCUAGUCCUCAACCCAAAUACUCCAACCUCCAGCCAAUGUCCUCAAUACUCUCCUCUCCUGAAACGCAAUGUCCACAACACCUGAAAUAAUGCAGCAUGGUUUAAAUUCAUAGAAAAUGCCAUGAUAAACAAGUCAGAUCAGCAUUUCUUAGAAAUCAAACAUAUAUUAUAUAAAUAUAUAAUAGGCUCAAAAUAUAAAUUCAACUAUAACAAUUCCCCAUUAUUUUCCAAGUCCUGAAGAGAACACUACUAGCUCCAUAAACAACCUCCUCCAGUCUAACAGGGGUGCUUUCCCAGCAAUGGGCUCCUGGCUUCUGGCUGACAAGGCCUCAAUGCAACAUUUAAAACAUGCUGCUUAUAGCCCACAGUGACCAGGACAUUGGCCACCUUACAGAGGUGGCAGAGUAGUUGACAGUAUAGGUGACACAGGGUGACUGGACCUAUCUUUGUCUCACGGUGGAAUCUUAAGAUCUAGAUCUUUCACUCUGGGCCUACAGAAGAGAGGACAUCCUAGGCAGAAUUAAAGUAGGAACAGUGUGUGUUCUAGUGAGAUACGUUCCUAUUACUAGGUCAUGGAUUUUUCUUAGUAUUUGAAAUAGAUCAUUACUCAUCAAUAAAAUUAAGGAAAAUGUAUUAGUAAUUGAAAUCGGGGUAUUAACUAAUGGUCUACACUUACAAUAGAGAUAGCAAUCUACACGUAUUAUUGUUUUUGUUAAGUCUUGGUAAGAUUACCAUUUCUAGAGAUAGAUGUAUGGUGAAAGUAACAUGCUUGCACUAGUGAUAAUGAUGCCAGUGCUUUGGUCAUGCGAUAGGUGUGGAUGUACUAAGACUGGUGGUUAUGACACUGUGUCAGUGAGUGAUAGACAUGAGAGAGAUAAUUAGUGACAGAUCUGGUGUUAUCUUAGCUCUGUGUGUGGUGUAGCAGUGACUGACGAGGAUAUAUUGCUGCCAGAGUGAAUAUUAAUAUUGUGCUGCUGUGCGUCAGCGAUAUAAAUGUCCUCUGUGACAGUAGUACCAGCUAUUGUAACCUUUUAAAUCCUUUAUUUCUUGUAACUCAAUCUGAAAUGCAGGCCGCUGAUUAUGUGUGGGUUUCCCCCACCCCCCUUGACUAUUUUAAAAAGAAAAAGAAAAAAAAUUCUAGGAAUCAUAAUAUUACAGCAAGGCUACGGAACUAGCUUAGAUUCUGUGCUUUUGGCGCCAGUCAUCUGUCAAACACCCUUCAGUAUAUGAUACUUGAAGCGUGUGGCACCCAGAUCUAAUAUAUCUUGCUGUAAGAUAAUCCAUCCCAUGUGUAGUAAAUUGUUAACAGUCUGGCCUGUAGUAUCUGAGCUGACAGAUAACACACUAGCACCCAGAGAGGAAGCAUUGCCAUGAUCUGGACUGUGUUAGUGGCCACAAGCAGAUUUAACAGCUAAGCUGUACAAUUCUCUCUUCGCCUGAUGGAUAGGAUUUUAUUUUUCAUUCAUUCCCUAAUGUUACUCAAAGUACUGGACAUUCCACAGAGAUAUACAGUUUAUUAAUACAAUAUUCCUAGCUACAAAAAUACAGAUUGCUGAUUUAUUCAUUUUACAUCGAUAAAUAUUAGAGUAAUAUGUGGAUUAAAAUAUGUAAAUGCAUUAUAGAAUUUAUGGUAGAGCUAGACAGACAGAUGGAAUUUAAAUAUGUUGCUAAAAAAAAAUUAAAAUAGCUACUGCUAAACGUAUUUUAUAUGUUAUAUUGGACAGACAUACAGACAGACAUACAGAUAAUUUCCAUGAUGGUAUUUUCAGAUAUUUUUUAUUUAAGUAAAAUAGCGAUUAAUCGGUGAUAUAUCCCUGCCUUUCAGGGCUAUUUAAUCGAUUUUAUUUUUAUGAGGCCUAGCCUUUAAAAUAAAGUAGUAUUUCAUGUAAUAUUUAGAUGGCGUACUACAACAAUAAAUACUGAAUUGCAGGACACCGUCUAAACCUAAGGCAAUGUAGAUAACACAGCCCCAGGCUGGUCUUCACAAGCUCUGUAGCUGUUAAGUAAUUCGGAAACCUAUUAUAAUAGAUUUGCUAGAGAUUGCUAGACAUAGCAUUGCCCCAGGUAAGCAGAUAGGGCCCUAGCAGUGAUCUAUCCAUUUUAUUACUGUCUUUUGCAAUUACAUUAGGACAAUGAACCUGAGAUUAAGAUGUCCCUGUCACCUUUACACCUCCAAUUCCUUUUUAAUUAAAACCGAAUAUAUUUAGGCAUCAAAGUGUACACACAUUAUUGUGCCAUGUCAACAGACACAAUAGAUAUUUUUUUAUGUGUCACCGGCUUAUAUUUACUGUGCUAUAUGCAGAACCGGGAGUAGUAGAGACUUAACAAGGGAAACGCACAUUUUAGGACAACAAUGCCAAAUUAAGCUAAAUAAAUAAAAAAAACGUGUGGGUAUUAUAAUAUAAUAAGGGAUACAAACACACAAUGCUGCCUCAUUAUAUUAUAUAUAUAUUUUUUAUUAUAAAAGAGGAAUGACACAUAAUACACACAAUGGUGCCUGAUUAUAUGAUAUAUGUUGCAUUUUUUUUUCUGAUAACAUUAAACUAAUAACAUAUACCUCUUUCAUUUUCUGUAGGAGAGAAACCCUUUAAGUGUGAGUUUGAUGGAUGUGACAGGAAGUUUGCCAACAGCAGUGACAGGAAGAAGCAUUCCCACGUGCACACCAGUGACAAGCCUUACUACUGUAAAGUGAGAGGCUGUGACAAGUCCUACACCCACCCCAGCUCCCUGAGGAAGCACAUGAAAAUACACUGCAAGUCCCCCCCGGGCUCCCCUACCUCUAUCGGAUACCCUGCUGUAGGGACUCCUUUAGAAGACCCUCUGUCCCCUUCUCAGGACCAGGUCAGGGGGAGAUCUGCUAACCUGUCUCCCCAAGUGACCAACCUCAAUGAAUGGUACGUCUGUCAGGCCAGUGGGGCCCAAAAUAACCUGCACACCCCUUCCAGCAAUGGGGACUCCUCGGAUUCUGAGGAUGAGGGGUCUUACAGGAACUCUGAGAGGACUAUACACUAGAACAACCACCAGUACAUACAAUGAAGGCAGCUUAUUGGUGUUUAUCCAAGCUUCUUGGCAGAUGGACUGGAGGAACAAAUGUUGCGGGUUUGUUUGUUUUUUUAAACUUUUUAUUUUUAUUAAUAUAUAUUUUUUUUUUAUGAGGGAGAGGGUUGCAGUGUUUUCAUGCAAACCCUAUGGUGUACACAGACUUGAAAAAAAACACAAAAUGUCACUAUGCUUCAUAAACCUAGCAAUGAAAUGCCACGCUGGACAAAUUGAUUGUUUCUGGGAUAGAUGCCCAGCAAUUUCUAUGAAAAUAAACAGUUCAUCGUUCACUGCCAAUGUAAUGUUUAUUUAUUUAUUUUAUGUUUUGUAUAUUUUUAUGAACAAUGACCUUUGCCCAAACUGGAUACUAGUAAAAGUGACACUACCCCCUUUGCAGGUGAACAUCAGAGACCUGAAAUUAGACUGGGACCUCAGCUUAAUGGGACAACAUGCUAUAAUGGCCCAAUUUUAAGAAAAUACCCCACCUGUUGAACAGGAGCUUAAUAUUGACUUUGUAGCACACCUAUUUCCUACCCCUCUAUAUUAUCUCCCAUUCCAAAACUGUUCUGAAUUUUAUAAUAUAGUUAAUUUAAGCCACUCCUACACUGAAUUUUGUUCCCAGUAGGUAGGUCUGCAGGCUAAAAUGUGAUUCAGUUUGUAUCAGUGGGACCAUUAUUUUUUAUAUUGACUUGAAACCUGUUUUGUUGUAUAUUUUUUCCAUUUCAUUUUGAUAAGUAAUUUAUUAUUGUAAAAUAAAUACCACCUCUUUGUGUGUCUAAAUAUUGUUUUGUAAAUCUGAUCUGGUGUGCGCAUUAAAUGUAAUAUUCUACAUCAGAUGUUAAACAAGCAAACAAAAAAACAAACAAACACAAAAAUCCAAUAGGUUUUAGUUAUCUUUCUGAUUGAUAAUGGAAGUCAAAUCCGAAGCAGAUUUCACUUAUAAAGGCAGUUUGUUUUUCAUUAUUUUCAUAAAGUUCCUUAACUGUAUUUUAACCUCGUUUAAAAAACAAUUACAAGCUGUGAUGGAAAUUAGUGGGAACAAUUAACUCGGCAUAUAUUGUCAAAUUAUGCAUUAAAUCGUGUCCAGACUACAGAUUAUUCAAGUGAUAUAAGAUUCAGUGCACACACCAACAGCA